AUGGCUAAGAGUUCUGGAGAGGUUAAGUUCACUUUGAAACUUGUCGUUGAUGAGGAGAACAAGAAGGUUGUUUUUGCUGAGGCUUGUAGAGACUUUGUUGAUGUGCUCUUCAGCUUUCUGACACUGCCGAUGGGCACCAUUGUCAGAUUGCUUGAGAAUCAUCGAAUAUCUGAGCCUGUGCCUAUUGGCUGUUUUAGCAACCUCUAUCAGAGUGUUGUUGAUAUGGGCAUUGAUGAUUUUGAGACGGAAGCUUGUAAGCAGAUGCUCCUUCAUCCGAGGAGCUUGUGGGAUGUCCAUUGCAAAAGGCUUAAGCUCAACUUACACCCCACUGACGGAAUCAAGUUGUUUGUCUGCAGUUCUUACUCUAUCUGUAAAAUGUGCAGUUAUUUUAGCACUUUCCGUUGUAGGUGCGGAAAGUUGAUGAACGAGAAGUCCCCGUGUACAGAAAAAUCUGUAAACUAUAACGUAGAAGAUGGAGUAUUUGUUAGAGGCAGGUCUUCAUUCAUCGUAACUGACGACUUGAAAGUGGCCGUUCGGUCCACUGACUUUGUUUUGAGGAACCUCAAAUCUGUAGGCUGUGGUGAUUUUUCUAAGGUUGUGGAAAGGCUUGUUGAUGUCGGUUUUGAUGAGGUCAUGACUCUGCUGCAAUGUAUCUUCUCCUCAAAUGCUCCCUUGACGGACACGUUUUUGAGCAGACAAAGUCCCCGAGGUGUGAUGAAGACUUGUGAAACACUGAGUCCAUAUCUGGGGAGAAAAAUAGAUAAAUCAGAAGAAGUAAUAAGUUUCAGCGCAAUCUUGAGGAAACAUGAUAUGAAGGUUUUAUAUGUUGAAUGUGGAGAAGACUUUGUUGACCUUCUUUUCACUUUUCUUGCUUUUCCUCUGGAAUCUAUACUGGAAAUAUCUGGUGACAGCUCCAUUUUUGGGUGCAUUGGAAACCUGUUCAAAAGCUUCAAAGACUUGAGUGCUGCAGAAGUUUCGACAUCCAAAGCCGUGCUCCCUCAUUACUAUACAUGUCAGAAGCAAUUGCUCAAUAUCAUCAUUGAGCAGCCUUUGACCUGUCAUUUAGCCAGCAAUAAGGAACCUGUGGUUCUGAUUGAUUCAAAAUCUCACGGACGUAACAAGUCAACAAAACGUACGGGGUUCGUGAAGAGAGACGCAAAAUUUACAGUAUCUGAUGAUUUGAUCAUCACACCAAUGAACUCAAGCUCAGCUCUUUGCAUACUGAAGAAGUUGGAGAGUCAAGCAGAGGAUCUACAGGUGCAACAAAUAAGCAUUAGCAAAACACUGGAGAAUAACAAGGUUGUUUUUGCUGAGGCUUGUAGGGACUUUGUUGAUGUGCUCUUCAGUCUUCUGACACUGCCUAUGGGCACCAUUGUCAGAUUGCUUGAGAAUCAUCGAAAAUCUGAGCCUUUUCCUUGUUUUAGCAACCUCUAUAAGAGUGUUGUUGAUAUGGGGAUUGAUGAUUUUGAGACCGAAGCUUGUAAGCAGUUGCUCCUUUAUCCGAGGAGCGUGUGGGAUGUACCCUGCAGAAGGCUUAAACUCAACUUAAACCCUACUGAUGGAAACAAGUGGUUUGUCUGCAGUUCUUACUCCAUCUGUAAAACGUGCAGUUAUUUUAGCACUUCUCGAUGUGGAUGUGGAAAGUUGAUGAACAAAGAGAUGCCGACUCCAGGAGAAGAAGUUGUAGCCGACAUAGAAGAUGGAGUAUUUGUUAGAGGCAGCAGGUCUUCAUUUAUCAUAACUGACGACAUGAAAGUAGCAGUUAGGUCCACUGACCUUGUCUUGAAAAUGCUCAGAUCUGUAGGCUGUGGUGAUCUUUGUAACGUUGCAGAAAGGCUUGUUGAAAUUGGUUUAGAAGAGGUUAUGACUCUGUUGGAAUGUAUCUUCUUCUCAAAUGCUCCCUUGACGGACACGUUCCUCAACAAGCAGAGCCCAAAACGUGUGAUGAAGCCAUGCAAUACGCCAAGUCCGUAUAUGGUAAAAGAAAUAGAAGCUAGACUAGAAGUAAUAACCAUCAGUGCCAUCGUUAGGAAAGACGAUAUGAAGAUUUUAUAUGUUGAAUGUGGAGAAGACUUUGUUGACCUUCUUUUCACAUUUCUAGCUGUUUCGCUGGAAUCCGUAGUGGAAAUAUCUGGUGACAUCUCCACUUUUGGGUGCAUUGGAAACCUGUUUAAAAGUUUGAAAGAGUUGAAUGCUUCAACAAGAUCCAAAGCCGUGCUUCCCCGUUACUAUAGAUGUCAGAAGCAAUUGCUCAAUAUCAUCUCUGAGAUGCCUCCUCUCUUGAUAUUUAAUUCUGGUUUUUGUGUUGAGAUGAUUGAUCCAAAAUCUCGUGGACGUUACCAGUCAAAAAAAGGUAGCGGAUUUGUGAAGAGAGGCGCAAAGUUUACAGUAUCAGAUGAUCUGAUCAUUACACCAAUGAACACUAGCUCAGCUCUCUGUCAAUUGAAGAAGUUGGAGAGUCCAGCAGAGGAUCUACAGGUGCAAGAGAUAAGCAUCAGCAAAACACAGGCAGCAAGUUUGUUGAGAGCUUCCUUGGAGACAUCUUCUGCACUGAACGCUGCGUUAUGGAACUCUACUUUGAAGAAAUCUAAGCAAGAGACUUGA
Eruca vesicaria subsp. sativa (arugula) is the source of this 2604-nucleotide messenger RNA. NCBI's taxonomy places the organism in Eukaryota, Viridiplantae, Streptophyta, Magnoliopsida, Brassicales, Brassicaceae. The record is from the annotation of a GenBank genome assembly.